AUGAGUGAUCGAGAGCGCUCAGUAUCAAGAGAUCGAGAGGCUAUUAUUCGUUCUCGACGAGAACGUCGUUCAUCUUAUGGCCGCUCGAGAUCAAAAUCAAGAUCCCACAGUCGAUUGCGAUCUAAACAUAGACAUCGCCAUUCUCGUUCAACAUCUCGUCAUCGUAACAGCGGUCAUUAUCGGUCAAGCCCACGACCAACAAAAAUAAGAAAUCAUCAUAUUCCAGAUCGUGAAAAUCCGGUACCAAGUUUUUGCUUAGGAGUCUUUGGUUUAUCGUUAUACACCACUGAACGUGAAUUAAAAGAAGCAUUCUCUAAAUAUGGUCGUAUUAAAGAUAUACAAGUUGUUUAUGAUAAAAAAACAAAUAUAUCUCGUGGAUUUGGUUUCAUCUAUUUUGAUGAAGUCGAAAGUGCAACACGAGCCAAAGAAGCACUUAAUGGCACUGAUUUAGAUAAUCACAAAAUGCGUAUAGACUAUUCGGUGACCAGACGAGCUCAUACUCCAACACCUGGAAUUUAUAUGGGAAAACCGACUAUGCCAUCUUAUCGGCGACCUUACGGAAGUGGUUAUCGAAGAUCUCCCUCGUAUGAUCGACAUCAUCAUCGUUCUUCACCACGUUCACGAAGUCGCUCACGUUCAAGAUCUCCAUAUUCAAAAUCACGACGAGGAGGAGAGAAAGCAACUCAUGGUCGUAUAAAAUGA
Messenger RNA from Didymodactylos carnosus, 702 nucleotides. Lineage: Eukaryota; Metazoa; Rotifera; Eurotatoria; Philodinida; Philodinidae. The record is from the annotation of a GenBank genome assembly.